CUUCUCUCGCUCUACUCCUUCAUAACUCGCCCAAUCCGCUCAUUCUCUUUUUAUGAUUUCUUCGGUCGCGUUUGAAUUUUGUUACAUCUUUUUUUAAAUUUUUCGUUUUUCUAAACCCCGAUAUACAUACAUACAGCAGUGGAUCAUUGUUGACAGAAAAUCAUGUUUAGAUCCUUGAUCUGAUUGACAAUUUCUAGGCCCACUGUUUGUGUUUUCAUGUGAAGGGUCAACGGAUUUACACAACCGAUAGACACUAAGUUUCUAUACGUCUAUACAUCCAUUACAAAUUGUUAUUUUCGCACGUUGUUCUCCUGAUAAAAAAAAUGCCUUCUGCAGCUAAAAUAUUUUAUUUGGCUGUGUUUGCCUUCUUGAGGCUCACCAAUGCCGAGUAUCAACAUCAUGACCAGAAUACAUGCGCCAUCGACCCUAAAGCCACAGUCUCCGACGCUUGCGUCUCCUACAGCAGCAUUGAUUCGUUGAACGACAAAGUCUACCCUCUCCUCCAAUCCAUAACCCAAGAUACCGACUUCUUCUCAUAUUAUCGGCUCAAUCUCUUCAACAAAGUCUGCCCCUUCUGGUCAGACGAGAAUAGCAUGUGUGGGAACAUUGCAUGCUCCGUUACUACCAUCGAGUCGGAAGAGGAUAUCCCGCUACCCUGGCGUGCAGAGGAGCUAAGUAAGCUUGAGGGCCCGAAAGCUGAUCAUCCUGGGCCCGGGGUCCGGAAGGAGCGGCCUGGGGAUCGACCACUCCAGGGUAUGCUAGGAGAAGAUGUCGGAGAAAGUUGUGUGGUCGAGUACGACGAUGAGUGCGAUCAGCGAGACUAUUGCGUUCCGGAGGACGAAGGGGCGAGCGCCAAAGGCGACUAUGUCAGUUUGCUCGAUAACCCGGAGCGAUUUACGGGAUAUGCAGGAAUGGGAGCCCACCAGGUGUGGAACGCAAUUUACCGUGAGAACUGCUUCUUGAAGUCGACGCCGGAACAAUUAGAACUGUCUCCGAAUCCUCAAUUUGGAGAACUUCAGGCUGCCAAUGACUUGCGCAAUGUCCUCCAGAAAGAGCUGAAGCGCACGGAGGGAUUGCCGCUGGACAACGAGUGCCUCGAGAAGCGGGUCUUCCACCGGGUUAUCAGCGGGAUGCAUGCAUCUAUUUCGACCCACCUUUGCUGGGACUAUUUCAACCAGUCCACCGGCCAAUGGAACCCGAACUUGCAAUGCUUCAAGGAAAGAUUGCAUGACCAUCCGGAGCGCAUCUCGAACUUGUACUUCAACUAUGCCUUGGUGUCCCGCGCCGUCGCGAAAUUACGGAAGCACCUUGAGGGCUACACAUAUUGCACCAGCGAUCCCGUCCAGGAUGCAGACACCAAGGAGAAAGUCUCCCUUUUGACUUCGGCUCUCGCGAACCGGCCACAGAUUUUCGAUGAGAACUUGAUGUUCCAGGAUCCAAGUGCCAUCGGCCUGAAGGAAGACUUCCGCAACCGUUUCAGAAACGUGAGCCGCUUGAUGGACUGUGUUGGAUGCGAUAAGUGCCGACUAUGGGGGAAACUGCAGGUUAACGGAUACGGCACCGCCUUGAAGGUCCUGUUUGAGUAUGAUGAGACCAAGAAUGGAGAGAAUCCUCCUUUGCGCAGGACAGAACUUGUGGCUUUGGUCAACACUCUAGGUCGCAUCUCUCACAGCGUGGCGGCUAUCAAGAGUUUCCAUCGUGCUAUGGAUGUGCAAGAUGGAGAGACUCUUACAAUUCCCGCCGACGUGUCGUCUGUAAAGAACCCCGAGGGCAAGACAACAAGACGUCUUAUCAAGGAUGGUGGUACGACUUUCUACUAUGAAAAUGACGAGGACGAUUUUCAGUAUCUCACCGAAAAACUACCAUGGGAGCGGGGGCCACGAGGCGAGAAUGAUGGCUUCUUAGACGAACUCCGUGCCGAGUUUGAGGUUUUUUGGAAUACAUUCGUCUACGUCUUAAGGAGCUGGGCCAAUAUUCCCAAGACUCUAUCUGAAAUUACUGUUCUAGAGCUCAACCGGCUGUGGAGUUAUUGGCUGGGACUUCCCGUGCCACCACGGACGUGGAGGAUCAAACGGCCAAUGGAGCCGGAGAUGCAGAGCCGCGAUGAGCUAUGAUCAGGGGUGUUUUACAACAUAUACAUUUGGUGAUCAGGUUGUUUGUGAAUCAUUUGACUGUACAAUAACAGAGGAUCUCUUCAUUGGCGUUUCUUAGGCGUUGUUUAACAACCAGCGGAUGCACAUCUUUGGAGUUCAGGGUGUAUAUCAUAUGGGUGUGUGAGCAGCUUUGGAUGCUCAAGCUUUAUUCACCGAGAAUCCAAGCUUGGAUGAAUGAAUUUCUUUUGAAUAUUAA
Messenger RNA from Aspergillus caelatus, 2349 nucleotides. RefSeq names its product ER oxidoreductin. Gene Ontology annotation, cellular component: endoplasmic reticulum; endoplasmic reticulum membrane. The transcript has 3 exons. NCBI's taxonomy places the organism in Eukaryota, Fungi, Ascomycota, Eurotiomycetes, Eurotiales, Aspergillaceae. Gene Ontology annotation, biological process: protein folding in endoplasmic reticulum. Gene Ontology annotation, molecular function: thiol oxidase activity; FAD binding; protein-disulfide reductase activity. Bases 324 to 2114 code for a protein of 596 amino acids. The record is from RefSeq and is a predicted model, not a curated record.